Messenger RNA from Camponotus floridanus (Florida carpenter ant), 7107 nucleotides. It is a transcript of the gene eag, whose product is annotated as potassium voltage-gated channel protein eag. Gene Ontology annotation, biological process: potassium ion transmembrane transport; regulation of membrane potential. NCBI's taxonomy places the organism in Eukaryota, Metazoa, Arthropoda, Insecta, Hymenoptera, Formicidae. The record is from RefSeq and is a predicted model, not a curated record. Gene Ontology annotation, cellular component: membrane. Gene Ontology annotation, molecular function: voltage-gated potassium channel activity. The transcript is spliced from 15 exons. Bases 2525 to 6037 code for a protein of 1170 amino acids.
GCGAGGAGUCGAUCCAUCUCUACCGCGCGUAUAUCUCUUACCCCCGUUUCGCUCUCUCGCGAGUCGUAUCGUUGAUCGCACGCGGGCUUUUCCCGACCUUCGAAGAGGGGAUUCGUCCGACGACUCGCGACGCGCCGUGCCCCUCGUGUCCCCGUCGUCGGGGUACGCGAAUCGAGGGAUCCGCGAUCUGUGCGAAUCCGUGUGUGCGGGAACGUGGUACCGCAACCGGUCAGCGCGCGUGCACCAGGCGACGAUCGAUCGACUCGGGAUACGAUACGAUCCAGAGAGGCGAUGGACGAAACCAUCCCCUUACGGGACGAUAGAUAAGGAACUCGAGGAUAAGGGACGACGACUACACUAUUUACCGAAAACGUUUCCCCGACAUCGUCGACUAAACAUUCUCGAUCACCAUCGCUCACCCGAGAAAAAUCCCCGUGAAUAAGUAACAACGCGAGGACAUCGCAUUGGAAAACAGGGAUUUGUCGGGACUUGUCGAAAAAGCGCGCGAUCGAGUCUCGAGUCUCGAGGUGCCUCUCAUCCGUGAGAUAGCACGGAAAUGCCUAGCCCGAAAUGAUGAUGUGACUGUCGGCAGUCGACGUCCCGCAUUCGGCCCAUCUCUCCCGAGGGAUGUCCUCCUCCGCGGGUACCGCCUGCACGGACGCCGAGGAGGACGCCGAGGAUGUGGAGAACGACGUCACGGGUACAUCGGCGCAAUCGUCACGUUACCUGUCGUUGUCGUCGUCGUCGUCGUCGUUGUCGCGAAUUCGUCACCGUCGCCGCGCGAGCGAUCACUUGGAAGGAUUGCGGUUAGAUGGGUCAUCGGUCGUGCAUCGUCCGCCAUCGUCCGACGACACUUCCGGGAGCACCGUCGAGGACACGCGCCCAUCGACGCCUCGGGCGCGCGGAUAAGAAGAGGAGGGGUCUGUCUCGCUCACCGCGAUCGCCAACAACGUAUGUUGUAAUCGUCCUCGAGGGACGACGACCAGGUGGAUCGAUCGACGCCGCAUUCCGAUCGAUCAUCCUUCUCCACGGCUCGAUUGUCGGCCACCUCCGGCCGAUACUCAUUUCGAGCGGAUUCGGCGAAUCGUCCGUUUGUCCCCGCAAACGACUGACGUCGGAACCAGUCGAUAUAUCGACAACGACAGUCGUCAUCUUUGACGCGGAAUCAAGAAAGUCGGUAAACGAGUUCGUCGAAUCGAACCGCCGGCAGGCACGUGCGGCUGGAAUUCCGAGCAAGCAUCGAGCGUGCGAAUCGAUAAGUGAAUUCGAGGCGCGCUCGAAGGUCCUCGAAGAGCCAGGUGGACCGUCGACUAGCAGCACGUUGGUCGCUGAGCGGUCCUCUGGGUCGAUAGACACGCUAAUCCCGUCGAGCAUCGCCGGCUUCCCCGUUCGAUCGUAUUCAAUCCGAUUGGUAAAAUCGAUCUGGGAGAAUAAUAGGAUAAACCGAUUGACAGGAAUCGUCGUUGAUCUCGAGAAACGAUUUCCGAUAAACGCUCGACCGAGUCUCUUGUUUCAUCGACUGUCAAACGAGCAAACGAUUACACGCGUCGGACAUGUGUCGAUUCUUCUGAGUAAAUCGAUAAAUCAGUUUUUCCAGCCGGCCAUCCCUAAGACGAUCGAAUCCCACGAAACGAUUCGCUUCUCUUCCGCAUCGUCCUCGAGGGAAUCGUCGAUUCUCAUAGCUGCCCCGGUUCGAGUUACCGCGAUGACGUGCAGAAGGAGGACGUCAUUCAGGUGACGAAAAAAGUCGUCGAUCCCAUCCCCGUUAUCGUUUAUCGAAAAAUUGAAGACUAUCCUUCGAUCGGCUAUUUAAUGGAUAGCAAAGGUGGUGAUAAACGACACGAGGGUCCACGACAAGAGAAAUCUCCCGAGGGAUUCGAGGCCUCUUUCGUUUUUCGUUACUUUGCCCGCCGAAAGCUUCGGAUUUAGAAAUUGCUUCAAAACGAAAUGUCAAAAAAAAAGAAUCUGAAAUUUGUCCCUAGUGCCACAAGCAAUAAAGAGUGCUUCGAUUGAUUUGCCGAACAAGUGAUGAUGGGAAACUAUUGGGCGCUUUUUUCAUCGCUCAAGAGUGCCGCGAAAUUGUGAAAUUUAUUUGAAAACUGAGCGUUCGCUCUGCGAAGAGGGCUGUUGGUUAUUAUACAGUUAUGCAAAAUCGCAUCGAAACUCGUACGCGUUUCGUACUUAUCUCGGACUAGUGCUUGUGUUGGACAGUUCUCGCGUGCGCGCGCGCGCGCGCGGGUAUCGAUCUAAAUGAAUCACGAUGAUGAAUCGUCGCGUUCGAGCGACAUCGCGAACGAAUUUGAGUGCGUGAGGUGUAUCGUCGCUUUUACUACACGUUAUCGAGAGAGAUACUCAUCCGAGGUAAGAUUACCGAGCUAAAAGCUGCGAGAAGAGAAAAAGAAAAUACGAAAGAUUUUCAUCAUGUGUCGCGAACGGCUUGAGAUCAUCCUAGCCGGUACAGGCUGGCCGAGAUCCUGAUAGCCACCGCAGCGACCAGGAUCCGGGACCAUUCAACGAAGAAAGGAUGCCAGGGGGCCGCAGGGGCCUGGUAGCCCCUCAAAACACGUUCCUGGAGAACAUCAUACGACGCAGUAGCAGUCAACCCGACAGCAGCUUCCUACUGGCAAAUGCCCAGAUCGUCGACUUCCCGAUCGUCUAUUGCAACGAGAGCUUCGUCAAGAUCUCCGGCUACAAUCGUGCCGAGGUUAUGCAAAAGUCAUGCCGCUGUGGAUUCAUGUACGGGGAGCUGACGGACAAAGAAACGAUCGCCAGGAUCGAGGAGUGCCUCGAGGGCCAGAUUCACGAUCAAUUCGAGAUUCUACUGUACAAGAAGACCAGUAGCCCACGAGAGACACCAUUAUGGCUGCUGCUGCAAAUAGCACCCAUAAAAAACGAACGAGACCUCGUGGUCCUGUUCCUGCUGACGUUUCGAGACAUCACCGCCCUGAAGCAGCCGAUCGAAACGGACGACAGCAAAGGCGGCCUUUCCAAAUUCGCCAAGCUCGCCAGAUCGGUCACCAGAUCGAGAUCGGUCCUGGUCUCGCAGUUCAGCUCGCAUCUGCCGGCUCUGAAAGAUCCAGCUGCGCCGACUACCACCAAACAAUCGCAUCUGGGUCAUAUGAUGUCUUUAAGCGGCGAUGUUAUGCCGCAAUACAGACAAGAAGCGCCGAAAACACCACCGCACAUCCUAUUGCAUUAUUGUGCAUUUAAAGCGAUCUGGGACUGGAUCAUUUUGUGUUUGACCUUUUACACAGCCAUCAUGGUGCCGUACAACGUCGCGUUUAAAAACAAGACCAGCGAGGACGUCUCUCUGUUGGUUGUCGACAGUAUCGUCGACGUGAUAUUCUUCAUCGAUAUAGUGCUAAAUUUUCACACAACUUUCGUCGGUGCUGGUGGCGAAGUGGUGUCUGAUCCAAAGGUAAUCAGAAUGAACUAUCUGAAAUCUUGGUUCAUCAUAGAUCUGUUAAGUUGCCUACCGUACGAUGUGUUUAACGCCUUCGACCACGACGAGGACGGGAUAGGUAGCCUGUUCUCGGCCCUGAAGGUGGUACGAUUGCUGCGACUCGGCAGAGUCGUACGCAAGCUAGAUCGUUAUCUGGAGUACGGUGCCGCGAUGCUCAUUCUUCUGCUCUGUUUCUACAUGUUGGUUGCUCACUGGCUGGCCUGUAUCUGGUACGUCACAUUAAGGUAUUCGAUAGGGAGAUCGGACGCCGACAACGGGGUACAGUAUUCGUGGUUGUGGAAGUUGGCCAAUGUUACUCAGUCACCGUACACCUACUUUUGGAGCAAUACCAGCACCUCACCCGAACUAAUAGCCGGCCCGUCACGUCGCACGAUGUAUGUCACUGCUCUUUACUUCACGAUGACUUGCAUGACUUCCGUGGGUUUUGGAAAUGUUGCGGCCGAGACCGACAACGAGAAGAUUUUUACCAUCUGCAUGAUGAUUAUUGCUGCCUUAUUGUACGCCACGAUCUUCGGUCACGUCACUACGAUCAUCCAGCAAAUGACGUCCGCCACCGCCAAGUAUCACGAUAUGUUGAACAACGUAAGGGAAUUUAUGAAGCUACACGAAGUGCCGAAAGCUCUCAGCGAGCGCGUCAUGGAUUACGUUGUCAGCACGUGGGCGAUGACCAAAGGUCUGGACACGGACAAGGUUCUUAACUACUGCCCCAAGGACAUGAAGGCUGACAUUUGCGUGCACCUCAAUCGGAAAGUCUUCAACGAACAUCCCGCCUUCAGAUUAGCGUCUGAUGGGUGUCUGCGCGCUUUGGCGAUGCACUUUACCAUGUCACAUAGCGCGCCCGGCGAUCUGCUGUAUCACACGGGGGAGUCCAUAGACUCCCUAUGCUUCAUCGUGACCGGCAGCCUCGAGGUCAUACAGGACGACGAGGUGGUAGCGAUUCUGGGGAAGGGUGACGUUUUCGGCGACAGUUUCUGGACAAAUCCGUCGAUCGGUCAGAGUGCGGCGAACGUCCGAGCGCUUACUUAUUGCGAUCUGCACACAAUCAAGCGAGAUCGGCUGUUGGAGGUGUUGGAUUUUUACCAGGCUUUCGCCAAUUCCUUCGCCAGGAAUCUGAUCCUGACUUACAACCUGAGUCACCGGCUCAUCUUUCGAAAGGUCGCCGAUGUCCGUCGAGAAAAGGAAUUGGCCGAGAGGAGGAAGAACGAACCGCAGUUGGAUCAGGCGCAGGAUCAUCUGGUUCGCAAAAUCUUCUCGAGGUUCAAGAGCGACGGGGAAGGCCAGAUCGGCGUGACCAGGACCGUGAGCGGACGGUCCCACCAGGAUUCCGACGAGGAGCUCACCGUCAACGUUCUGCCGCCCUGGCCAAGUUUUAGAUUUCGCCGAGAGAGGCCACACACUGCCGAUGUGGAAAAGGGCGACGGUAAGGACGCCAAGGAUGGCGAAACGUCGCACGCUAGGAAGCCAUCCGUCGCCGAGGAAGGAGGUACAACCGUCGCAAAAACGCGACCGGGAAAAUGGGGCCGUUUAUUAGGUAGCUCGAGUUUAGAUUCUGGCAGUGAAUCGGGCACGGCUGGUGACACGUUCAAGCGGUCUCUCAGCACGAGAGAUUCGCGUCCAAGUUCCAGCGUCGCCACCAACAAAGUCUUCCCGAAGCUUGGCAAGUUGGGAGGCACAAUUGAAGAGGUUAGCGAUAACGUUGAAAAUUCAAAGGAUGCUCAACAACAGCAGCAGACGCAACAACAACAACAACAGACCCUCGUCGUGGACUCGAAGCAGCUGCAGCUGCGACGCCUGGAGAGCUAUGACGGUGGUCUGAUCACGCAUCAGCCGAGCCACGAGCGAGAGAUUCUCGCGGCGGUGCUAGAAGUGAAAGUGGACCUGAAACUGGAGGUGCAGAGGGUGAAUCAAAGGCUGGCCAAGAUCGAGGACAUGUUGCAAGCGCUGAUGAACAGGCUACCAGCCGCGGGAACAUCGCCAUCCGGUGGUGCUUCUCAGCCAUCUCAGAAGAUCUCCGGGAACUUUGCCUUGGGCGGUAACGGUGCCAUCCAGAAUCAGCCGCCCGUCACCCCGAGCGCAGUGACGUUGGUCCAAUCUGCGACACAGACCGCGGAUUACAAGCCGUCAAUUGCUACCACAUCGACGUCGACGACGCCGAGCGAGGGCUAUCGGGAGCAGUCGACGGCAACGGAGCGCGUAUCCAAGAGCAGUCAGGAGCAUCACCAUCAUCAUCACCAUCACCAUCAGUCGUCAUCGUCGUCGCGGGAUGUCAACAAAGAGCUGCUGGAGCGGCUAGCACAGGCCUCUACGUCGCGCGGCGAUGAUUCCAAUGCUCUGGGACCGCUGAUCCUUCGCAAGCGACGCAGCAAGUCGCGCAAUAAGGGCGCGGCGCCGCUCGCACCACUCGCUACGCAACCGAUGAGCCCAACAGAGAUCACGGAGACCACGCAGAUGCUCGAGUGUACCGAUGACCGGGAUUCAACCGGAGGUGGACCGACCGAUAGGAGCUCUGCCGACCGGACUGCCGAAAGGUCCGAGCGUAAGAGACCGCCGCCCAGACCGAGGGAGUAUUUGUGAAAGUUCUUCUCGCGUCGCAUUAUCUCUUUUUUUCCCCUUUUUUUCGAAACAAUCCGCCGCGACGCGGUUGAAGGUUCAUCGUCCGAUACGCUUGUUAGUUUAGCAUUUAAUCACGCAAGAACGCGAAUUUGCCGCACGGUGAUGCGAUCACGCGAUUAUCUUAUUCUAAAGCUAUGUGCUACAUCGAACAAUAACUGUUUCGUUAUUCUUUCGUUCGUGUGUGCAAGAUGACAUGCCAUGACGGCGAAUCAUCGUUUCGAUGCGGCUUGGAAGAUUUGGAAACUGUUAGUCAUCUUACGUGGUCUUGAUCUCUCCGGUAGCGUGACUGAAAUAUCGUGUAAAUUGACUCUCUCGACUUUCCGCCGAGUGGCGGACGAAUACAACGUGUCGAUAAUUUUGUUUCAUAAAGGUAACAUCUGAUAAUACAUACAUAAUUACGUAAUUAAUGAGAAGAACUCCAUAUUUUCGCGCUAAUCGCUUUACAAGACGAGCUGAGAGAAAGAGAAUGAAAAGAUUUCGUCUCGAGCAAAAUAAAGUAAUUCUGCAUGGCCAAAAGCGAUAAAUAAACGAUAAAUAAAUGCAGUUUUAAAUACGAAAUUAUUCGCUUACUUCUUCGAGACACAUCGAAAUUUUCCGAGGGAGUAUAUUCACUAUGUAUCAUACAUACACACACACACACAAAACACACACAUACACACACACAUAUACACAGAUGUAGAUUCACACGCAUCGCGUAGCGGAUUUCGCGGUAGCAUCUCUCUCUCUUUCUCUCUCUCUUUCAUGGCGAUCACGCUAAAUUUCUAACAAUAAGCCUCUCCGGCCACGAUCGAAACGGUUCACGAUAUUAAGCCAACUGUCUCUUUCAACGAGAUAUUUUGUAAUUAUUAAGUGAAUUAUUCAGUGAAUCUCCGCAUGAUGGUGGUGUCCAACAGAAUCGUUAAGAAUGUGUAAUCCAAAUUGGCCAAAUAUAAUUCUCAACAGAUAUCACCUCGAAUCUUUUAAAUUUCAAGACAUCCGAAAAUAUUUAUUACAGUAACAAUAAGAUAAAGACAAAUAGCAAAAUAAUAACA